AAGAAGCGCUUCACACUCUUCAUGCUGGGCUGUGUUAUGGUAGCACUGGGUAAAAGGCAAGACCCGCCUUGUAUCCAUCGUGAUUGGUCCAGACUGUGUGGCACCGUAUGUCCGUUUGUCCAAUAGUAGCUUCAGCUGGUGUCACGUGGUUUUUCAACACCCGGAAGACAUUGAUAACGAUUCAAUCCGGCGUUGCCUACAAGUUUGGUUGUAACAGCCAAAUUGGUUUCUUAUUAUUUAAAAAACAUUUUAUUUUCACCGGUUGCUCAGCAGAUUUGUUCUCCAAGAUGAUGCAGACUUUGAAAGGCAUCAGACACCUGCAGUCCAGCACAGUAAAACAAGCAGUUUCAGAGCUCUCUGUGCCCGUCCCCUGGGGAGAGAUCAGAGGUAAAGUGUGGGGUCCUGACCACGGUCAUCCUGUGCUGUGUGUGCACGGCUGGGCUGACAACUGUGGUACAUUCAACACCCUCAUUCCCCUUCUACCCAAAGAGUGCAGAUAUGUGGCGGUGGACCUGGCAGGUCAUGGUCUGUCAUCACAUCGUCCACCUGGCGUUUUCUACUCCUUUCCUUCAUAUGUGAUGGAUGUUCGCAGAGUCAUUGACGCUCUGCAGUGGAAUAAAUUCUCCAUCAUAGGUCACAGUAUGGGUGGUAACAUUGCUGGGCUGUUCAGCGCACUGUAUCCUGAGAUGGUGGAUGCUGUCGUACUGCUGGACUCUUAUGGAUUCCUACCCACAGAUCUGAAAGAAGUGCCUAAAGUGAUGAGGCAGGGGUUUGAUGGGAUGCUUCAGUUUGAAAAAAAGUCAGAAGAGAUGAAGACAAAAGUUUACACUUAUGAAAACGCAGUAGAGAGGCUGCUAGCUGCAAACCCGACUCUGUCUGAGCAGUCUGUGCGCGUCCUUUUAGAGCGAGGUCUCAUCAAAGUUGAUGGAGGAGUAGUGUUCUCCCGAGAUUUUCGUAUUAAUCUGAAAAACAUAGUGCGCAUCAGUUUGGAGCAGAGUCUGGAGAUGCAGUCGAGGAUACAAGCCUCUAUUCUAGUUGUUUUAGCUGAAGAUGGCUUUGAGAAAAUAUUUGCUGAACAAGAUCAAAGGAAAUUUGUAUCAGCACUUCUCCAGGCCUACAGGGACAGAAAUCACAUGGUGGUGACUGUCCCCGGCGAUCAUCACAUCCAUCUGAAUAAUGCUGCAGUCGUUGCUCCACUUGUGUCUGACUUCCUGCAGACCAAAGUGCUGUCACAGUCAGCCAAACCACCAGGUGAACAGAGUUCAGAGUUUUCAAAGUUAUAACAAACUUUUUUUUUUUUUUUUUUUGGCCUUAACUCUACAACAAGUUCUUGAAAUAAUAUUGUACAGAAACAUGCCUCUUAUUACAUGUGGUGAACUCCUGAAUUAUUUAAUGUAUUUUAAUCAAUAUUAAUGUGUGCUCGUUGAUUUGAGUGCCAGUGGCCCUGUCAGCACUGUACGCCAUUUAUCACACCAAGCUGUUUGCAGAUUUUGUAUAAAUCAGUGAAGAGGGAGUGUUGAGUUAGAUGGAUAUACAGCAAAGCCAGCAAACAUGUGGUUUUGGUUUUGUAUCUUGUGUUUUUUUGAUCCACUGAAUAGGUGUCUUUCUCAACCAGGUUCAUUUACUUCAGUGAAUUCAUAUUAAGUCUGAAUUUGUCAUUUGUUUUCAUUGUGCUGACAGAAGUCAGCAGCAGGCUUACUGUAUGCAGUAUUAGCUGUAUUUAAACAGGAAUGACAUAUCCUGUAAUUUUGAAAGUCACAGUAAAAUGUUACAUGAAAAUGUAUGAUGAUGGUAUGGUAAAGUGAGAUACAAAAGCUUAAACGAGUAUUCCACUAAUUUUGCGUUGCACUCCUUUGAAAUUGUUGGACAGGUUUUUUUUUUUUCAAAAAAAACAAAAAAAUGUCAAAGUUGAUGCAGAAGAACCAGAGAUGAUUGUCUUUUUUUAAAAAAUGCCAUUCUUCUUCCUUGUCAAAACCUGGCGUCAGCAGCUUUACCCACAAUGCCACUCAUCCACCAUUAGUUCAUUUAUACAUUUUAUUUUAUAUGUAACAUAAAAGUAUGAGAUUCCAUAGUCAAGCCCCACUACUGGACAAAAAUUCAGGUUAAAUAUUUAAUUUGGAAUCCUACCAGAAUUUGACAAGCACACGUCAUUUCGGCUGAAGUCUCACUCGCACCAUGAUGGGAGGCUCCUGUACGACUCUUCUCGGUGUUGUGUGCAGGUGGUGUUUUCAGGCUGCUGAGCUGCAGGUUUAUUUGCAGUAGGCAGUGGUCGUAUCGCCGCGUACCUCCUGCCUUUGAUGGAUGUUUGAAAUGCACUGUGGCGCGUUGGAUUCCUUAGAUGUCUGCUGCUGGCUGUUAAUAUUUUAGUAGUUGCACACUUUCCCUCAAGUGUGUGUGUCCUCAUGUUUAAUUUCAAAAGUUAGUGAGCUGAGGGACGAAAGGCUGUCGUUCUUCCCACAUCACAGUGAAAGCAGAUGUGGAAUCUGGACUCGAGUACUGUAACGCAGGGUUAUUUGUUAUAAACCUAUGAAAGUACAAUUCCUUAAGUCUUAAGAAACACCUUAAGCUUUGAUCACCUUAGUAUUAAGUAUCUUUGGUGGCAGACUUGGGUUGUCUGAGGGGUGAGGGAGAACACAAACCUGAAGCACCAGCUGCAUGUGGUGAGAGGAAACGUCAUGCGGAAAGUCAUGUUGCAUUUAUGGUGAAACAGUUUGUAUGUUUCUGUCUUGCUUUGGCUCAGGAUUAGGCUUCUGAUAACUAAACUAAACCUGAAAACACCAAACCAGUUAAACAGUGGGACUGUAGGGGAAAGGUGUAGAAAACAGAGCCUCUUAAGAGUAAUGACUAAUUUAAAAUAUGUGUGGGUGUUAUGAACAAACUUCGUAUCCUGAUCAGCAUUACAGAUU
Scatophagus argus is the source of this 2906-nucleotide messenger RNA. RefSeq names its product serine hydrolase-like protein. The record is from RefSeq and is a predicted model, not a curated record. Lineage: Eukaryota; Metazoa; Chordata; Actinopteri; Scatophagidae. The coding region runs from base 108 to 1283 and encodes 391 amino acids. The transcript has 12 exons.